Messenger RNA from Arabidopsis thaliana (thale cress), 1718 nucleotides. RefSeq lists its product as uncharacterized. The coding region runs from base 983 to 1273 and encodes 96 amino acids. The transcript has a single exon. The record is from RefSeq and is marked reviewed. NCBI's taxonomy places the organism in Eukaryota, Viridiplantae, Streptophyta, Magnoliopsida, Brassicales, Brassicaceae.
GCAAGCUGAAUUACAUAAAUCAAGUGACAAUUGUAAUUUGUUGUGACAUUUGUAAGUUCAUAAUGGUACGUGUCACGCUAUGUUAAUUAAGUUUGAAAUAUGAGAUGUAAGAAAAAAGUGAUCAAAAAUUAAGUUCUUUUGGAGCGUUAAGUCCAAAGGUCAAUUAGAGCGCAAUAUCAGUCCAGAAAAGUGGAUGAAAAAUGUCCAUCCAUCCAUCGAGAAAUAUGCUUAAAGUAAACGCUUACUUUUCAAGCGACCUUCACGGUAUUGCCGCAGUCAAAAAUACGCGGCGACUGUUUGGUUGGUAUAGUGACGACCCACUCUCACGCGGAUUCAUUAAUUUCCUAUCACAAAUAAGAAAAAAGAAACGUGAAAUUAAUUUGUUAAGUAACAAAAACAAAAGGAAAAGGAAACUGACAAGAAACGCUAAAGUGGUUCCUUCCUUGUACUCAAAAAAACGUUAAUUUACAGCUCAGAAUAAGUUUUUCUGUUUACCGUAAUUUCGACCCAAUAUUUUUACGAAUAACAAUUUAGUCCAAAACCUCUUUGAUAUAUUGCAAUUUAAUACCCUAAUUAAGUCUUCUUAUCUAGUAAUUUGGUUUUAUUUCCAUGACCUACAAUAUAAGAUAAUAGUCAUUAGUGCUAGAUAUAAAGACUGAAUUAGGGUAUAUAAGAUAUAUGGAAUGCUAAGAUUACAAAGAGAUAGAGAAUCAAAAAAAGGAAAGAAUUAAGGGGCAAAUAUGAAAUAAUUAAAAACAAGGGAGCCAAAGGAACAAUGUAAGAAAAGCAAUAAAAUUAAAAACAAAACCCUCAAAAAGAAGAAAGCGGAGACUCGUUAGCUUUUUCCUGCCUCCUAUAAAUUGAACGCGACUUGCAGAACCUUUCCUCAUCGUCUCCGUCUCCUCUCUCUCUAUCCACGAGAAAGAGCAGAAAAAAAACAUAUAGAAAAGAAGAAUUUAGAUACAAUAGAUUCUUCAAGGAAAUGGGGAAAUACACGGAGAUGUUGGACGUCGGCGUGAGAAUCGCUGCGAGGUUUCAUUCACACUGUCCUCAGACGGCUCGUCUUUAUUACCAUCCUCCAUCCGACAACCAUCACCAUCACGGCGGAGUCAAAGAUUUAAUCGGAGGUGGUGGGGUUCUUGGGUCAGGUCAAAAUUCGACCGGUUUGGUUGGUGGUUUAGGAACCGGAACCGGAACUACUGGUGGUUGCGGUAUCAAAUCUUCUCAAGUGUAUGAUGACGCUAGAGAUCUCUUGUUAUUCUCUGUUGUUUGAUUUAAUUUAUUUGACGAACACAAAAAAUUAUUAUAAUUUUUUUGGUUGGUGUUGGAGAGAGAUUUCAUGAGCGUUUGGUUGUGUUUUCAAUUAUUAUUGAGAAAAUUGUAUGUUCUUGAGAGGAUUUGUGAUACUAUUUAAUCAUCUCUGGAUUCCAAAAAUUUCUGGGGAUUAUUGGAUGUUGAUGAGAAAUUAAUUUGAUUCAUUAUUUUUGUUUGACUUCGUUCGGAUUUAGGUUGCCGCAUCUUUGGUUUAAACCCUAAAUUUAUUGUCGAAGACUUUUACCCUUUGGGGCCAUAUUAAAUUCCUUGCCUACGGCUGCAACUUGAUUAUGAGCUGUAUAAUCUUUUAAAUUAUCUGCAAAUCUGCAAUCUAUUAUUAUAAUAGUGGGAUUCUUAAGAACAUAUCAACAAUUAGAUCAAAGAUAUCAUUCGUUGAACCACAC